Molecule: messenger RNA, 2976 nt
Organism: Clupea harengus (Atlantic herring)
Lineage: Eukaryota; Metazoa; Chordata; Actinopteri; Clupeiformes; Clupeidae
Gene: dalrd3
Product: DALR anticodon binding domain containing 3
Exons: 12
Coding region: 228-2012 (594 amino acids)
Biological process (GO): arginyl-tRNA aminoacylation; tRNA C3-cytosine methylation
Molecular function (GO): arginine-tRNA ligase activity; ATP binding; tRNA binding
Source: RefSeq, a predicted model, not a curated record
GCAACACGAUAGUUGGUCUCCUACAAACAACUACUUACCAUUGUGUUCCGCAUCGCUCACUUUGAAUGUGUGUGGACAGUAAACUGUUAAUCGAUUGACUCGAGCUAGAACAACGCGCAAUAGUAGGGUAGCAUCGCAGAGAUUAAUAGACACAACCUUAUUCACAUAACUAAUGAACCACACCUGUAUUGGUCUCUUAUUUUGACGAUGUCUUCAUCGAGAGUAUAAUGGAGAACGAGGAAGAGUCGCCUUUUCGAAUCAUCUCCACUGUCCGAGCACUGAACUCGGCAUUACGGGACAAGCUCCGGGAUGAUACCGAGACUACGCGUUCCUGUGGAGGAGACAGGGUCCCAAAUGAGCCAGCGAAACUCUGGUUCAAGGAAAGCAGUGCGAAAAAUCUCAGAAACCGAGACUUCCUUUCGCCAAACACGGUUUUAACUGCACUAUACGACGAUGGACAGGUGCCCCCGGCAGUGCUGAAUAAUGUGUUGUCGGCACAUGGAAGUGGUGUGUUGCCACUGCAUGGGGCAGAGGUAGUGGCAGAGGGUCUGCGUGUUUGUGUGGACCACCCUGCCGCUUUCCGGAGAGUUCUAAGCCGAGCGGCUGAGUACCUUCGCCCGUCAGGGGCACAGAGGGAAGGGUGUGUGCUGCUCAACUGUCCUGCACUGCACACCAGAGACACACACAUCACCUCCCACACCCUUACUCUGGGACAGCUACGCACAGUGCUCAUUGCAGACCAUCUGGGCGUUCUGCUGAGAAGACAAGGGUACUCUGUUUUGUACUGUCCGGCUCUGCCAGAGGAUGGUGACAUCAUCAACUUCAUCAAGGCGCUGGGUGUUGAUUGGCCAACUGUACCAGUCAGCUGGAGCAAUGAAGGGAGAGAGCAGAAGGUAUUGGAGGACCUGCGGAGCUCUCCAUACAGAGAGAUGGAAUGUGAGAAAGAGAAGACAAGAAGAAAUGGAGAGGAGACAGAGGAAGAGGAGCACCGGGUGGAGAGAGAGGUGAAGAUUAACCUGAAAGAGGUGGUCCAGGAGCAGGGCCUUCAGGGAUACGACCCCAGUCUUGGCACCUGCACAGUCCAAAGGGAGACUAUUGCUCACCUGGCCCAGUUGGACAGAGUAGCUGCUGCAGCUGACAGUUCGGUUGCCAUGACUGUCCUGCAUGUCGCGUCCUGUCAGGAUGAGUUCCGUCAGCAGCAGACAGCUAUGCUCUGGAGGGCGUCGGGAGCUACGGCAACGCAGAGACUGGUGGUGUGUGGGCCAGUGAAGACCCCAGGAGCUCAACUCAGUGCUGCUCAAUAUUUACAGUUGAGGAGAUCCCAGAUGAAAGAGGCGUCUGAAAUGAAAUAUGGAGAACAGGUUGAAGGACAGACAUGGGAUGACAUCAUCAGGGUCAUGACAUCUGCGACAGUCAGAUUUGAGCUGUUGUCGACUGUUCACACUAGUCCGGUGACUCUGGAGGUGCAGAAAGAGGGGGGCGUGUCCACCAAGGGCCCAAGGGGCGGGGUCUUUGUGAUGUACAACUGUGCACGCCUACACACCCUCUUCAGCAGUUACGAGAGAGGCGUCCAGGAAGGAAUUUACCCAGAAAUUCCUGAGAGCUCAGAGCUGGACUUCUCCUCCUUAAAAGAAGAGGGGGAGUGGCUCCUUCUCUUCAAUUAUCUCAUACCCUAUUCAGAACUUCUUGACCAAUCAGGGAGAACACUGGAACUUGAAGGAGGAGGUGUCAGAGUUAACCUUAAGACUGAACAAGCGUGCAAAUUUCUGGUGUCUCUGAGUAAAGAUUUCAGCUCCUACUACAACAGGGUCCAUGUGCUUGGGGUAAGACACUGUGCAUGUGUGUGGAUUUGCAGUUGGAUGGAACACAUAAUUAUAUAUUUUUUUACAGACACCCACCUUACAACUGAUAUUAUAUCUUUAAGACAUUUCAUGGCAGAACGAGAAUCUCUCAGAUACAAUCUUCGGUCUGACAAAUUCAUCAGAAUGUUGAAAAAUGUAUACAUUCGUUAGCCCAAGAAUGUGCAUCAUAUUAUUAAAAUAUUGAAUUGUUUUAUUUCAUUAUGAAUAAUUAGCCUCUGUCAAGUACUUUGCUAGACAUGUACUCAUUGAUAUAUUUGGCGUAUUUAGAACAAACUGGGAUAUAGGGCAGCAGACGGAAAAUGCGAGAUAUUGUGUUGAGGUAUAAAUUAUACAUUAAAAUAAUACCUUUAAAAUGGGCUUUGCCAGAUGUAAAGUAUUCAAUGUAAAAUGAGUAUUGAACAAACGGAAAUAAUGCUUUUCUGCUUAUAGUAACAAUAGUGAUAAAUUAUGCAGACCUAAACCACAAAGAUCUCAUCAGCUUCUGUGUAAUAUCUGAAACAGCAUUCUGUGUCAUUAGAAAUGUCUGAACAGAUGUUUUUAUUGCACUGCUAGACUAUGCCUAACCUAGCCUCCACCCCUUCUCAUUGCAUACCAAGGGUCAAGUUCAUGUCACUUUUAUUAUCAGGCACUAAGUGUCGCUGUUCCGGGGUGCCCAGAUGACGUGCUGACAUGGAUAUAGAUGAAAACAUUUGAUCAAAAACAUGCAAAAUUCAUCAUAUUUUAAAGGCUAUAUCAAAUAUAUCAUCAUUGCAGUGCUGUAGAUCUUUAAAAUGCAAAAAAACCCCGAAUAGACAGACAGGGGCCACUUGAGAUGACUGGUGUGCUGGAUAGUGAGUCAUACUGUGAGCCACCUAAGGCCAUUAGCACUGUGGCCUUAUGGUACUGAAUCACUGUGUGUGUGUGCGUGUGUGUGUCAGUGUGUCAGAUAAGUAUGUUAAUACAUUUUGAGUGUGUGAGUCAGGGCUGGAAUGACAGAGGGACCUCCGGUGAUUAAAGCAGUUCACUUGGAGUUCAGUCCUUAACCUCUAACCCCACUUGUGUCCCCCUUCUCUUUUUCUUACUGUCCCUCUUUUCCAUUUGCCCUCCUUGGGGCUGUCCACCCUUCUCUCGCUCU